AUGCCCUAUAAAUCAACAGAUGCUUCCAAGUCUAAGCGAGUCAGGAGAGCCUACACUCCAUACCAACUUCUAGAGGUGGAGAAGCAAUUCGACACUAAUACGUACCUGAGCCGACCAAGGCGCAUCCAAGUCGCAGAGGAGUUGGACCUGGUGGAACGUCAAAUAAAGGCCUUGUUCCAAAAUAGAAGGAUGAAGUACAAGAAAACAUAA
Molecule: messenger RNA, 210 nt
Organism: Acanthoscelides obtectus
Lineage: Eukaryota; Metazoa; Arthropoda; Insecta; Coleoptera; Chrysomelidae
Source: the annotation of a GenBank genome assembly